Molecule: messenger RNA, 3230 nt
Organism: Myxocyprinus asiaticus (Chinese sucker)
Lineage: Eukaryota; Metazoa; Chordata; Actinopteri; Cypriniformes; Catostomidae
Product: copine-3-like
Exons: 16
Coding region: 133-1737 (534 amino acids)
Biological process (GO): regulation of canonical NF-kappaB signal transduction; positive regulation of tumor necrosis factor-mediated signaling pathway; cellular response to calcium ion
Cellular component (GO): plasma membrane
Molecular function (GO): calcium-dependent phospholipid binding
Source: RefSeq, a predicted model, not a curated record
GCCGUCGCGCAGUCUCCGCUGCUGAACUGAUUGAGCAGCAGACGUUGAAGAGCAAGAGGUGGGAGAAGACAACCGAAGGGCCUCGUCUUUUGUUUUAUUAAAAAAAAAGGUCUGUUUAAACAAAUAAUUUCGAUGGCCGUUCAGUGUGUAUCCAAAGUUGAGCUAUCCAUCUCCUGCAAUAAUCUCCUGGAUAAAGAUGUUGGAUCCAAAUCUGAUCCCCUCUGUGUUCUGCUGCAGAGCGUUGGUGAUGACAAAUGGACAGAGGUAGACCGCACAGAGAGAGUGAAGAAUUGCCAGGAUCCCGAGUUCUCUACAAAACUUCACAUUGACUACUACUUUGAGAAGGUGCAGAAACUGAAGUUUGGCAUCUAUGACAUUGACAACAAGUCUGUCAAUCUCAGCGACGAUGACUUUCUUGGAGGCUUUGAAACCACCCUUGGCCAGAUUGUGUCAAGCAAGAAGAUUACCAGACCCCUGCAGCUCAAGGCAGCCAAACCAGCUGGCAAAGGCACAAUAACGAUUUCAGCUGAAGAGGUGAAGGACAACCGGGCUAUUGUGCUAGAAGUGGAAGCCAAAGGCCUGGAUAAAAAGGACAUGUUUGGGAAGUCUGAUCCAUUCCUGGAGUUUUUCAAGCAAGGAGAAGAUGGGAAGUGGCAGCUUGUUCACAGGACAGAGGUCAUCAAGAAUAAUCUGAAUCCAUCUUGGAAAAAGUUCACUGUCUCCUUGCAUACAUUCUGUAAUGGUGACCUGAACAAACCAAUUAAGGUUCAUUGUAGUGAUUGUGAUAGUGAUGGAUCUCAUGAUCUCAUCGGUGUGUUUGAAACUAAUGUGUCAGAUCUGCAGAAAGCAGUUCAUGGUUCCCCGGUUGAGUUUGACUGCAUUCAUCCAGAGAAGCAGAAGAAGAAAAAAAGUUAUAAGAACUCUGGAGUCAUCAGGAUUAAAGAUUGCAAGCUUGAGGCACAGUACUCAUUUCUGGAUUACGUGAUGGGAGGUUGCCAGAUUAACUUCACGGUGGGGAUUGACUUCACUGGGUCUAAUGGAGACCCCCGUUCUCCUGACUCUCUGCACUAUCUAAGUCCUAAUGGGGUGAAUCAGUAUCUGUCAGCAAUCUGGUCCGUUGGUCUGGUAGUGCAAGACUAUGACACUGAUAAACUUUUCCCGGCCUUUGGAUUUGGUGCUCAAGUGCCUCCAAACUUCCAGGUAUCCCAUGAGUUUCCAUUGAACUUCAAUCCCAAUAGCCCUUAUUGCCAAGGAGUGCAAGGCAUUGUAGAUGCGUACCGCGCGGUUCUGCCUCAAGUCCGUCUCUAUGGUCCCACCAAUUUCUCACCCAUUAUAAACCACGUGGCCCGAAUUGCAGCCGGAGCUGCCCAGCAGCCAAAUGCAGCUCAAUACUUUGUGCUGUUGAUUAUUACUGAUGGGGAGAUCACUGAUCUUGACCAGACCAGGCAAGCCAUUGUGAACAGCUCCAAACUGCCCAUGUCCAUCAUCAUCGUGGGCGUGGGAGAGGCGGACUUUAAAGCCAUGGAGUUUCUGGAUGGAGACAAUGGAGUUCUCAAAUCCUUGUCUGGAGAGCCGGUGGUCAGAGAUAUUGUGCAGUUUGUGCCCUUCAAACAGUUUGCCAAUGCCCCUAAAGAAGCUCUGGCUCAGAGCGUUCUAGCUGAGGUGCCAAAUCAACUGGUGUCAUACUUUAAAAUGAGUAAUCUGGCUCCUGUCAACCCCCCCUCACCCACCAAGUAGACACAGGUUUGCAAUGGAGACUGAAUCAUAGAAGUGAAAAUAAAAAGGCUACGGGAUUACUUACACUGACUGUGGACCACCACUAGAGAGAACCACUGCUCUAUGGUUUUAUGGAUGUUUUAGUUACGAAAACCACCAAAAUUAAACCUGUUUUAUUUUUUCUUAUUAUGCAAACUGUUUUCCCUUGCCACAUUUGUAUUUCUUAUAUUUGUUUUUUUAAGAGGUUUUUUCACCGAUAUUUCACAAUUGAACUAUUCUUGUUGGGCUGGAAAUUAGUUUAUAUGAAUGCUACUUUUUUUUAAAGAUUUAGUUACAUAUUUUUUAUAUUUUUGGUUAUGGAUACAAUAAUUCUAGAUGCCUUAGUUGCCUUUAACCAUGGCAAGAUUUGAAAUCACUUUUAGCCUCUUAUAUGCAGAUAUCAUUAUGCUUUAUGGCACUUGUGCUGCUUUUUUUAAGCAGCCAUUAGCAAUUUGAAUUUGAAAUGCUGGUAUAUGCAAAGCCUCGCACUUUCUGCUUCAUAUUAGUUAUCAGAGCAAAGUAAAUAACUAAACUAAUUUGUCCUCUAUGCUGCAAUAAUAGAUAUGAUUAGUAGCUAGAAACUUACCAAAGAAAUCAUUGCAUGUCUUUUGCUAGCUGAAAGAUUACUGAAAAUUAUGUUACCAUUAUGAUGUCAUUGUUUUGAUUGGGAUAUAUUGAGUUAAGGAUCAGUUAGUAAGACCAAGGUUUAAUUUGUUAAUAUUAGUUAACUACACUAGUUAACAUGAACUAACAAUAAACAAUACUUUUACAGCAUUUAUUAUAAUUUGGCUAAUGUUAUUGUCAACAUAUUCUAAUACAAGUCAAAAGUUGUAUUUUGAUAAUACAUUUAUUUGUAAAAAAUCCAUUAUCCAUUGUUAGUUCAUGAUACCUAAUGCAUUUACUUAUGUAAACAAAUGGAACCUUAUUGUAGUGUCAGCAUAAUGAUUAAUAUGCCAAGGAGAAAGAAUUCGAGUAGAACCGGGUUUAAAAUAUUGGUUUGCAGUUAUAUAGGCUUUUUGGGACCAAUGAACAUGUAACUGUUGUUUUUCAUGGUAGCAGUUAUUCUGAGGACAUGUAUGUUGACAUAUAUGUUGGCAAUAAAUACCCAUGCCAUGUAUUUUAAAGAAGCCAUGCUGUUAAUUUGAUUUCACAACUGUUUGCACCUUAAUUGCAUUAUAGUUAACCUGCACUUCACUUGAGCUAAAAAAUGUCAAUUAAGUUAUGCACGCUUAAAAUUACACAGUCUUUUGGGACCAUUAUCUUGGAAUCCUCAUCUCAAUCUAAUUAUUUAAAGUGUAGGGGAAUGUUAUUUGAUUAACUUUUUUUCUGCUUGCCAUUUAUUUUUCUUUGUUAAUCAUAAUGUAUUAUUUUUACACAGCAAAAUCUUUGGUUCUUCUAAAGCCAUCAGAAAUCAUUUAAACUACUUUUUAUAACUGCCAAGAAGAAAUGCUGAAUAAAUGUGCCUUUUUAACGCA